Messenger RNA from Bursaphelenchus okinawaensis, 1086 nucleotides. NCBI's taxonomy places the organism in Eukaryota, Metazoa, Nematoda, Chromadorea, Rhabditida, Aphelenchoididae. The record is from the annotation of a GenBank genome assembly.
AUGAAUGCCUUUCUUCAUAUCCAGAAGUUUCUUCGACGGCGACGAGCUAAGCGGCUACGUGAGCAACAGAAUCUACUGUAUUCUCUCAAUCUACCCUCCUCUUUCCCAUGCCUAAUUGAACCCCAUUUGGAGGAGAGGUGCUGUCAACACUCACCACACUCAAUUGUACGGGAAAUGCAAAUUAUACAUGCUCCUGAGCCUCUACCUUCAUAUAGUCAGGCAGUCAUUACUGCCUUGAGGCCGAGUUGGACACCUCCAGUUGAGAAUAGUACGGUAAGAAUACCCUACCAUACCAUACCCUACCAUACCCUACCCUACCCUACCCUGCCUUAUUUUACCCUACUUUAUAUUACGGUACCCUACCUACAGUAUCCUACUGUAGGAUUCUGAAGUUUAGUCUUCCCUAGAGCAUUUUGCCUUACUGUAUCCUAACCUUCUCUAUAAUACCUCACGCUACCCUACCCUAUUUACAGUCUGCUACACUAGACUGUAGAUAGGGCAGAGUAGCGUACUGCCAAACGAUACUGGGCUUUCAUACCGUCCUUAGUACGUUUAAUACUUUCAUACAGUAUUUCUCACCGUAAUACCAAAAAAUUUCAGUCAGAAGAACCGUUACCUCCAACCUAUUCGGUAACCUGCUUAAACGAGACUUUGGAGCCUUCAGAAGACCUCAAUAAUAAUAUUAAUGGCGGUGAUACUGACUCGUUACUGAAUCGGAUGCCGUGUGAAGAAGGUGCUCCACCUGCUUAUGACCAAAUCGAAAUUGAAAGACAACUUGACCUCAAUCUUAUUGACUCUAGUGCGCAGGCUGCAAAAGGUCCAAAUCGGGCCAGGGCACAAUUUGAAAACCUUCAACCGGCUCCUGAAGUUGGGAUGCAGGCUGCGGGACAUCCGAAUGUCCCUGAUGCUGGGUCGCAGGCUGCAAAAAAUCAUAAUGAAGCUAGGGCGCAAGUUACGAACGAACAGAUCCAAAAUGACUUGCAGACUGCAUCGACUCCAGAAGCUAGGACGCACGUUUCAACCGACUGUGAAGCCAAUGCGCAGGCUGCAAACGAUCAAAUCGAAUCUAGGGCGCAGAAUGCAUAA